Thrips palmi is the source of this 1011-nucleotide messenger RNA. RefSeq names its product EF-hand calcium-binding domain-containing protein 1. Bases 55 to 705 code for a protein of 216 amino acids. The transcript has 4 exons. Lineage: Eukaryota; Metazoa; Arthropoda; Insecta; Thysanoptera; Thripidae. The record is from RefSeq and is a predicted model, not a curated record. Gene Ontology annotation, molecular function: calcium ion binding.
ACCAGGGCCCAGCAGCAGAGCAACAGCAACAACGGCAAGACGUCGGCCAAGCUCAUGGAGUACUUCAAGCGGAAGACGCACUUCUCCAAGGAGGAGAUCGACUCGCUGUGCAGGGUGUACCGCAAGCUGGUGGCCACCAGCCACGCGCACAACUCCGGCGCCGCGGCGCACAACGGGAACCCCGCCGCGGCCGUGCUGCCCUCCCCCAACUCGGCCGUGGUCACGGAGGGCCUGGACCGAGUGGUGUUCAGGGAGCUGCUGCACAACACGUUCGACAUGGUGACGGAGGAGGUGCUGAUGGACCGCAUCUUCUGCGCCUUCGACCGCUGCAACGACGGCGUCAUCCGGAUGGACGAGUGGGUGUGCGGGCUGUCCGUCUUCAUCAAGGGGGACACCGAGGAGCGCAUGGCCUUCUGCUUCCGCGUCUACGACCUCAACAGCGACGGCUUCAUCAGCCGCGAGGAGAUGUUCCACCUGCUGAGGAACUGCCUCGUGAAGCAGCCUCAGGAUGACGACCCGGACGAGGGCGUCAAGGACCUCGUGGAGCUGGCGCUCAAGAAGCUGGACUACGACAAGGACGGCAAGGUGUCCUUCAAGGACUUCCAGUCGGCCGUCAAGGACGAGCCCCUCUUGCUGGAGGCCUUCGGCCAGUGCCUGCCUUCGGAGGGCGCGUGCCAGACCUUCCUGUCCACCCUUCGUUCCUAGUGCAGUGGCCGCCUCAAGCGGGGCGAAGCGCCUGCGAAACACGGGGUAGGCAGACCCGCCGAACAGUGCGGCGUUGCGGGAGUGCAUACCCAUCAUUGCCAUUACCAUUAAAGGCUAGACCACACAUGAUCGUAUGCCAUUUCGGGGUGAAGAGCCCGAAUGUGAGAACUUCAAUCUGUCAUGUAAUGUAUUUAAUUUAAUGUAAUGUAUUGUUCUGUAGUGUUGCCUAACUUUAAGAGUCGUGAUACCAUAAGGAAUUGAUCAAGGGACCUGACCUAAGAAAUGAGAAACAACAUACUUCACAUU